ACGUUCCGAAUUUUACCUCCAUAUAAAUUAAAUGGGUCACAAUGUUAACAUUGAAUUUUUUCGAAUAAAUAAUGUUAUGGAAUCAAUGGAAAAGGGCACGACAGCCAAGUGGCCGUAAGUGCUGUCCAACAUGAGCGAUCAAACUAGAGUUCUACUUUGGGCCAUACCACGAACCUGCUCCUCAAUACUUCUCAAGAGCUUGAGCAACAUUCCCGAUUCUCAGAUGAUCUUUGAACUCUAUAGUUCUGCAAACUUUUAUGGCCCAGAUCGUAGAGAACAGACCACGCACCCAGACAGAAUCACACAUCCUGAACCCACAUAUGAAGGCAUUGAGCUGGAUGGCAAUGGGUUAUUGAAAGGACCAGGGUCAGGGUUCAAGAGUUCAAUAUGCUCCUUUGAGUGGGUCAAGCAACAACUUGAGGCGGAUUACCAGAGUAAAAAGGUCAUCAUUGCUAAGGAACUGGCUCAUUUUUUUAAUCGGAGGUACAAACUCAUUCCGACGGGCUAUCAACACGUGUUCUUGAUCAGAAAUCCUUAUAAGGUUUUCCCAUCCUGGAAGAAGUUGCUAAUAGAGUUUUCGGAACUAAGCGGCAGAAAGUUUGAACUUGGGGAUCCUGUACUUGAUCAAUUCCCAGAAGUCACAAAACCUGGAGUGGCUUACAAGGAAAUCACCAAUCUGUGGCUUCACAUCAAGGAAAACAACUUGGAUACAGAUCCCAUCAUCAUAGACUCUGAUGAUCUGCUUCAAAAUCCCAAAGAGAUACUGUCAGCUGUUUUUUCAAGGGUAGGAAUACCUUACAGCGACUCUCUUCUCUCCUGGGAAGCUGGAGUAAGUGUCGUAGAUCAAUGGAUGGUAAGCGGCACACAUAAGAAAAAGAUUGAACACACAGAAACCUUCAAGAAUUUCAGAAACACCACAGGUUUCAAAAAGCCAGUUCAUGAAAGUGAACUUCCUGAUUUGGCAACCUUUCCUCCUGAUGUACAGCGCUGUAUUGAAAACAGUAUGCCUUACUACUUGAAACUGUUUGAUCAGCGGCUCAAGUGUUAAGCCAUACAAAGCAUCAUCACUUCAAGAGACAGCUUCACUUAAAGACACUGGACACUAUCGGUAAUUGGUUAAAGACCAGUCUUCUAACUGUAACAAACCUGUG
Messenger RNA from Asterias rubens (European starfish), 1151 nucleotides. Its product is annotated as branched-chain-amino-acid aminotransferase-like protein 1. The record is from RefSeq and is a predicted model, not a curated record. The transcript is spliced from 2 exons. The coding region runs from base 131 to 1048 and encodes 305 amino acids. Lineage: Eukaryota; Metazoa; Echinodermata; Asteroidea; Forcipulatida; Asteriidae.